Thyridium curvatum is the source of this 1629-nucleotide messenger RNA. RefSeq lists its product as uncharacterized. Lineage: Eukaryota; Fungi; Ascomycota; Sordariomycetes; Thyridiales; Thyridiaceae. Bases 1 to 1629 code for a protein of 542 amino acids. The transcript is spliced from 3 exons. The record is from RefSeq and is a predicted model, not a curated record. Gene Ontology annotation, cellular component: cytosol. Gene Ontology annotation, biological process: protein import into peroxisome matrix.
AUGGUUGUUGACACGGCCUACUACGAUACGCUAGGCGUCCAGCCCACCGCGACCGAGCUCGAGAUCAAGAAGGCCUACAGGAAGCUGGCUAUCGUCCACCAUCCUGAUAAGAACCCCAAUGAUCCCACCGCGCACGAGAAGUUCCAGGCCAUCGGCGAGGCCUACCAGGUCCUCUCCGACACGGACCUGCGCAAGGCCUACGACAAGUUCGGCAAGGAUGCCUCCAAGCCCUCCGAGGGCUUCGUCGACCCUGCCGAGUUCUUCACUAGCAUCUUUGGAGGCGAGGCCUUUGUCGACUGGAUCGGAGAGAUCUCCCUCAUGAAGGACCUGACGGCCACCAUGGACAUCACCAUGGCCGAGGAGGAGGCUGCCGCCGCCGAGGCCGAGGCCAACGCCGCUGCUGCUGCAGACGAAGAAUUCCCCGGCACCGCCGAGGCGAUGAAGGAGAGCAAGGCUGCUGCCGACGCAGCGGCGGCGGCGUCAUCGUCAGAGGCUGGCGGCCACGCCAAGCCGCCCAAGGUCGUGGUGGAGGACGAGAAGAGCGCGCAUGGUCCCACCGGCGCAUACGACAAGGAUGCACAGGAACCCCCGCCGGCGUACUCGGGACGGACACCCUCGCCCUCGCCCUCGGGCUCCGCGACACCCAACCUGAACGCUUCGGGCCGCAACACCCCGAGCAGCCGGCACGCCAUCCCGCUGCGCCCGGCCCUCAUGGACCGGCCGUCGGACGAGGCCGGCCACGUCUCCGAGGAGGCCGGCAAGGACCUCAAGGGCAAGGACAAAGCCAAGGACAAGGAGAAGGAGCGCAAGAAGCGCGAGCAGCUCCUGGCGUACGAGAAGGAGCGCGCGCUCGUGCGGCAGAAGCGCGUCGACACGCUCGUCUCCAAGCUGCUCGACCGCGUGUCGGUCUGGACCGAGACGGACAAGGGCGCCGACGUCACGCGCGCCUUCCAGGAGAAGACGCGGCUCGAGGUCGAGGACCUCAAGAUGGAGUCCUUCGGGCUCGACAUCCUGCACGCCAUCGGCCAGACGUACGUCAGCAAGGCGACGGCGCUGCUGCGCAGCCAGAAGAUGUUUGGCAUGGGCGGCUUCUUCAGCCGCAUCCGCGACAAGGGCACGCUGGUCAAGGAGACGUGGAACACGAUCAGCAGCGCCAUCGACGCGCAGCAGACGAUGGAGGAGAUGGCGCGCAUGGAGGAGAAGGGCGGCGAGGACUGGACCGACGAGCGCCGCACCGAGUACGAGCGCCGCGUCACGGGCAAGAUCCUGACGGCGGCGUGGCGCGGCUCCAAGUUUGAGAUCCAGAGCGUGCUGCGCGAGGUGUGCGACGCCGUCCUCAACGACAAGAAGGUGCCGCUGGCCAAGCGGCUCGAGCGCGCCGAGGCCCUGGUGCUGAUUGGCGAUGUGUGCAACAAGGCAAAGAGGACGCCAGAGGAAGAGGGCGACUACAUGGCCUUUGAGCAGCUCGUCGCCGAGGCGGCCAUCAAGAAGGACAAGGAGAAGAAGGAGAAGAAGGGCAAGAAGCACCACGACCCGGCUGCGGGCGCGGGCACUGCCACGGCCGCGUCGCACGAGGACAAGGCGGCGGCUGCGGCGGCGGACGCGCCCAACGUGCCCAAGGCGUCUUAG